AUGGCCGCGGGCUGCGACUUUGCGCAGCAGUAUCUGUACACCGCAGUGGUUGCUGCGGGGCCCCACACUGCAGCAGCAACAGCAGCAGUGGACUGCAGCAUGGAGGACUUAUUAGUGGCUUUUCUGCGGAGUUCGAACUGGGAGAAAGAAGUGCUGCUGCUGCAGUGGGUGGGGCUGCAUGCGGCGCUGCAGCGAGCGCAUGCACGCGUGCUGCAGCAGCUGCUGCGGCGGCAGCAGCAGGAGCAGCAAGACUUCGAAGAAGACCCCGACAGAGAGAAGCCUCUGGAGCUUGCUGCAGCAGAGUUUGGCUGGCUGCUGGGGCAGCAGCAGCGGGAAACGGAGUGGUACUUUGACGGAAAUACUUUUCACAAAAGGGGCUUUUUUGAAGUUCCUGAAAAGCUCACUGACAAGGACUUGGGAUUUCUCAGAAGUCUCCCUUUUAAUGUGCUGCGGGUGGCCAGGGGACUGCAGCAGCAGCAGCCGACAGCAGCAGUGGCGCACCUGCAGCAGCAGCUGCAGCUCCGCGGUGUACGUACACCCCGCGACUUCCUCCUCAAGACCAACUUCCUGGACCUGCUUUUCUCCACGAGUCUUUUAGAAGAGACUUUCUUCCAAUUGGAUGUUCUUGAGGAGUUCAUUCGCAACUGGGAGGCCUACAAGGAGGGCAAGGUGGGGCCCCCCGCCAUCCCGGGGGCCCCCGGGGCCCCCGGGGGCCCCCAGCUGCUGCAGACCCUCAGCAGCAAAAAGACCCCCCGCGAAAGGGCCCCCAAAUGCCCCACUCUUCUUUGCUUUGCGGAGUCCGUUUGGGCCCAAAGGGCGGACCAUCCGCUGGACAAGCAGCAGCAGCACAAGUCCGAAAAAGGAGAAGAAGUUCCAAAAGAGACUUCCAGCGAAAGUUUCUCCGAAUUGCAAUUCCACAAGACUUCUGCAAACUUCCUGAGGGUACUGGCGGUGGGCAAUACUGGGGGGGCCCCCUACGGGGGCCCCGGGGGCCCCGGGGGCCCCCGGGGCCCCUGGGGGGCCCUCAGGAGGGCCCUCAGGCUCAACGAGUUCGAAGACACUGUGCGGACUCUGCGGGAUUUUCAUCAAAAACACAACUUCGAUGUUGCUCUCGGACUUGGAGACUUCUUCAAACCUCCGGGGGUUUUCUCCGUCAGAGAUGAGGCCUUUAGGACCCGCUGGAGGGAUAUCUUCGUCAAAGACGCGGGUCUGGACAUCCCGUGGUACAUGGUGAAUGGAGAAGCUGAGGGGGCCCUCAACAGUUCAGCUCUUUACAGAUUUCACUACAGCCGCCAAGACGCGAACUUCCACAACCCGCGGUGGCUGCACAAAGCCGUUUGGACUUUCGCAGCAAAUUUGACCACUGCAGCGGGAGCGCCGCAGGACUUGGAGUUCUCCGUCCACCUCAUUUCCGUCGACACCUGGACGCUCUUCGGAGGCACUCCUUUCCGUCAGUCUUCGAAAAACAUUCGAGGCAUUUUAGACAGUUUUGGGCAUUUUUAG
Eimeria necatrix is the source of this 1503-nucleotide messenger RNA. Its product is annotated as Membrane skeleton protein IMC2A, related. The record is from RefSeq and is a predicted model, not a curated record. NCBI's taxonomy places the organism in Eukaryota, Apicomplexa, Conoidasida, Eucoccidiorida, Eimeriidae. The transcript has 2 exons. Gene Ontology annotation, molecular function: ferrous iron binding; acid phosphatase activity; ferric iron binding. The coding region runs from base 1 to 1503 and encodes 500 amino acids.